Molecule: messenger RNA, 528 nt
Organism: Teleopsis dalmanni
Lineage: Eukaryota; Metazoa; Arthropoda; Insecta; Diptera; Diopsidae
Exons: 1
Coding region: 1-528 (175 amino acids)
Source: RefSeq, a predicted model, not a curated record
AUGAAGAAGUAUAUAUUCCAUGACAUGAAAAACUGCACGUUCGCAGUGAAACCGUUUCAAAAACAAGAACACCCGUACCUACCACCGCUGAACGGACCAACAUUCAACAGCAGAUAUGAAGAAUGGUAUCCAUUUUGGGAAUUGUUCCACCGGUUAGUUCAACAAAAACAUAAUUUAGUGAAAGUUGAAAGAAUGCAGUAUUUAAAAGGAAGUCUGCGGGAAAAAUCCGACAGACUUAUCAAUCAUUUAUCAAUAACAGCAAAUAAUUGUACAGCGGCAGUUGAACUACUAAGACAAAGAUACAACAAUAGAGCAAUACUUGUGGACAAUCUUAUUAAUAAGUUAUUGUCGCUCAGAGCUGUAAGAGAGGAGAAUGCACAAGAUUCAAAAACAUUAAUGGAUGCUUCUGGAGAGGUGUUAUAUGGUAUACGUACUUUGAAGGUAAACACGUCCAGUUGGAAUCCACUAAUAAUACAAAUACUGCUUUCAAAAGUAGAUGGUAAAACCAGAAAAUUGUAUCAACACUAA